AUGCGCCUGCUGUUGCGUACCGGAGUGCCUGCCUGGGCCGACACCAACCAGUUUAUUUUGACGAGAUAUCGACCAGAAAGCCGGUCAUGGACACACUGUCUUGCCAGCUGGACGUACUGGCCCAAUGAGACGGCCAAUAUUUACUCGCACCCGGUGCUUGCGGUGAUGUUGGCGCUGGGCGCCGUGACAGUGCGGAUCGACCUCCGUGGCUUCGACGGAGCCAUCGUGGUGCUGCAGCUAGUCAUGGCCAUUCUGUGCCUGGUAAUCUCGACAUUAUAUCAUACUGCGCUCAACCACUCGGCCUCGUUCGAUUACGGGGGGAUUCUGGCGCUGAUCCUGGGCAACUUCCUGAGUGGCUUGCACUUUGGUUUUUACUGCGACCCAGCCCUCAGGUCGCAGUAUUGGUCGCUGGUUCUCGCCUUGAGUGCCCCCUUCGGCCUGGUUCUCAGGCCAUGGUUCCGGGCCACCGAAUGGCGUACACUCCGCCUGGCCAGCUGCGUCGCCAACGGUCUGUCUGCUUUUGCACCCAUCGGACACGCUUGGUAUCUUUGGGGUCGUACGUACCUCAUGCAUAUUGGGGUGUCGUACUAUCUGUUGGAAGGGGCGCUGCUACUGGCGGGCUGCUACGUGUGGGAGGUGGGUGUCGUCGAUUUUCCCAGACGAGUACCUGAGCCUCUAUUCCCAGGGCGGCUUGAUAUUUGGGGCCACUCGCACACCCCGUGGCAUGUCUCUGUGGCCUUGUCGAUCGCCGCACAUGCCCGAGGUUUGUUGAGUGCACGGGACUACAACUACCGACAUGCACUGUGUCGAAUGGGAUAG
Penicillium alfredii is the source of this 819-nucleotide messenger RNA. RefSeq lists its product as uncharacterized. Gene Ontology annotation, cellular component: membrane. Gene Ontology annotation, molecular function: signaling receptor activity. NCBI's taxonomy places the organism in Eukaryota, Fungi, Ascomycota, Eurotiomycetes, Eurotiales, Aspergillaceae. The transcript has 4 exons. The coding region runs from base 1 to 819 and encodes 272 amino acids. The record is from RefSeq and is a predicted model, not a curated record.